AUUCAAUCGUUCGUUCCUAAUAAGUUUGUGAUUGUGAUGCUAAUAAUUUAUUUUUUGGACGUUAGAAUGUGUUUGUCAAUGUCGAGUGUUUAUUGAUAAUAUACAAAAAUAUGUUAAAUGGAAGGAAUUAUUAAUUAGUCACUUAUUAUGAAAUACGAAAAUAGUCUUGUGUAGUAGAUAAUCAGUUUUAUUAUGUACGCAAAUAGUUCCAAACUGCUUCAAGAUGAUGUAGUGCUUUGCAUCUACCAUGGAAAAACAGUGAAAAACUUCAGAUAAUUCAACUACUACAAUGGAUGUGCAUCCCGAAUAUGUCGAAACAGCAAAAUCUAUCCUAUCUUUCGACAAUCGAAGUUACUUCAAAGCUGAGGAUAGUGGAUACCACACGUCGUUUACACCGGAGCAUUCAGGAUUAUCGAGUGGAUUUCUUGAUCAAUCAGUCGUAACAACAACAGGUUUUAUUGAUGAGAUACGAGUGGAUUAUGUUAGCCCGGAAACUACUUACAGGUACAACCAAUUAAAACCCCGAAAUGACAAUCCAGAAACUCCACCGCCAAGGCGGGCUGUCAAGCGACCCUAUUCGAGUGUCGAAUCUGCAAAACAGACAAUCCCAACUCCCACAACAUGGAUUGCAGGGAAAAUUCAGAGUUUAGAAGUGAGUGAAGAUAAAGAGAAUUCUACUAUAUCGUUAGCAUCAGACGGCUCUCAUAGUAGUGGAAACACAAGAUUCAUUUAUAGAUUAAACAUAUGUGAACAAAAGUUUUCAUAUCCUAUAACACCCAUCAAAAGGAACUGUAAACUAAGUCCUUGUAGAAAAUCCGGUAGAAAGCUAGACUUUGUAAUACAUUCCCUGUCAUGUGAUAAGCAAGAGCUAGAGCCAGUACCUAAAGAAGUAUCACAAACUAAAAUAGGAAAUACACAACCUAUUCUAGCCAGACCUGACCAAAAAAUAGAUAUAUUAGGAUUGUUAAACCAGAAAUGUGCCAUACCUCCAUUAAAAAAUAUUUUUAAAUACCUGAGUAAUGAUGAUAUUUGCACCUUCUGUUCUGUGAGUAGUACAUGGAAUGACAUUUGGAACUUGCACAACAGUGAUCAGAAGAAGCAAGAGAUACGUAAGCAUUUGAAAAAUGCUAAAGAAAAUCAAGAAAAUUGUGCAAAACAUGUCAUUACUAAAAACAGAGCAACUAAGGUUUUUGAUGGUUGCCUUAGACAAAUUCACAAUGAGCUCCAUGAGUAUCCUAUGAAUAGUACUCCACUCAGUCCGCAGUAUUCACCAAGAACGAAUCGGUUCAGGAAAUUCAUCAAGUCUGCAUCUCUGGAUUCUCGCUUGCAGCUCUCGUGUGUAAGGUGUUCCCAUCCAGCAAAAGUGACUGAGGAACCUACUGGUGAAGAGUGGGUCGAGUGCACAAAUACUGCUUGCUCCUACCAGUUUUGCAGAUCAUGCAACUGCUGUAGGCAUCCAGGUAAGAGCUGUAAUCAGUACGACUUAAAUGCACCGAGCCCCUCUAAAAGAAAGAAAUGUGAUUAUGCUGUUGGUACAAGAAAGAGCAGGAAGAACUUACGUAGACUUCUGUGAUCUGUUGUAAACAACUUGGUUUUAAACUAGUGUUUUUUUUUUAUAAUUAUUAUAUGUAUAUGACAUUCCAUAAUUUGAAAUUGUUAAAAAAUAGAGAAAUUAGAAUUAAUUUGAUUGAUCAAUUAAAAUUAUUUCGUACUUCUUAUACUUGAGAUUAAGGGGAUAGUACCCAUGUCUGAUUUUGUGCCAUUUUUAUCACUUUAUUGAAUUUAUUGUUCAACACAAAGUCAGUAGAAAGUCUGUUUGGCAGUUUUAAAUAAGGUUCUGUUAACUAAGGAUUUCUACGGGUUUGCUUAUUUUAUACCCACAACUUGUUUGUGGAUCAAGAUCUAAAUAAUUGCUCUUAGCAACUUAUUACAGGCAGUCUAAUGUUUUUGGAACCAAAGUCUUAUACUUCAAGUACUAUACUUUCUUAUUGUUUUCGCUAAAUACAGCAAUUAGCUCAUCAUGUAAGCAGAAAAGUGUCUAACAUGGAGUGUUCCAUAGUUCUUGGAAAAAUAUUAAUUGUAAACAAAUUAUAGCCAUUAAUAUAGUAGCUAAAUUUAAAAGUAAAUCAGAGUUUGUUGUAGAAACUGAGACUGCCUGGAGAAGUUUUCGACAGAUUUUAUUUAAGGAAUUAAGUCCACUAACACUUAAAUAAUAAUUACUCAAAAGUAAGACUGUUUUUAAAUACAUCACUACUCCUAAUUAGUUAUAAUUAUUUCUCUAACUGUAUGAAACUCUAGACAUGUACUGGAUAGUAUUUUUUACACAUAUGUGUCUUGUAAUCGAGGUGAAAUUGAAAUGUGUUAUAGAUAAAUAGUAUUUGAAUACAAUUCCCAGCUUAAGUAAAUUAAAAUUAUACAAUUUUCUCUAAAUUCGCCACACCUUCAUUGACUAAAUUCAGGAAAGGUAUUAAAAGUUCGUACCUAAUUCAUAAAAUAGACAAUAAAUACAUCAACAAUUACCUAUUUGAUGAAAAAAGAAAUUGGAGAAAGUGUUGCAUAAUUCCAAUUUUACCUGAAGUGCUAUUCUUCAAAAGACAUUUUAAAUGUUAUAAAAUGCUCCCUAGUCUUUUAAUGUAAGCAUGUCAUCCAUGUAUUAUCACAUAACAUCGAAGUUUAUGUUUACCUUGAAAUUACUAACAUGUAAUGUAUUCUUCAAAAUGGUGAAAAAAACAAAGGAUUUUGUAUGUUCACUUACCGCCUUGCCAGUGCCUUAGUAGAGUCGAAGUCUCAUUUAAGUUCUAAGUCUUACUCGAAUCAAAUGACAUUAAUUUGGUAAAAGCCAAUGUUCUACUUACUAACUCACGGGCCACUAGGCAUAGUCAGAAGGGGUUACAUUAAAUUGGAAGUCUUAAAAUUAUGUUUCUCGACACUGAAGUAAUUCACCACCUACCACCACUAUACCACCUCUGGCUGUGGCAAGUGGCUCUAAUGUUUCUUUAGUCUUUACCUUUAUGUGAACUAGUAUCGUAAUGAUGUUAUUUCUAUAGUAACAUGAACAAACUGCUUAAUUUAUAAGAUAAGUAGUUAUUAAGUGUGUGUAGCUUUUAAUUGCUUUGUAAAUAAUGUAGUGUGCUGAACAUUGAAGUACGCCUGCUGAAAGUUAAACAUUCAAAAGUCGAAUUCAAAUGUUUGUUUAUGAAAAGACCCAUCUUUUAAGUUUAGUGUAGCUGUUUAUACCUUUUCCCCACUAAGGAGCAAGGUAUAAAGGGACCAAGUGUGCACAAUUUAAUUUUAUUAUCAACAAUUCGUAAUACUCAAGAUUUAAUUUUAAAAUGUUGACGAUCUGUGUCAAUAGAUACUGAUUUUAUCGAAUUAAUAAUUUUAAAUUCAAAAAUUCAUGACAUGUAUUAGUAGUAUUCAUUUUUAUUCUGUAAAUAUUAUUACAAUUUAUGUAUUUGUUUGGUAAUAAAAACGUUUUAAACCCAAUU
Molecule: messenger RNA, 3488 nt
Organism: Spodoptera litura
Lineage: Eukaryota; Metazoa; Arthropoda; Insecta; Lepidoptera; Noctuidae
Biological process (GO): regulation of mitotic nuclear division; negative regulation of meiotic nuclear division
Cellular component (GO): nucleus
Molecular function (GO): protein binding
Source: RefSeq, a predicted model, not a curated record